Paraphaeosphaeria sporulosa is the source of this 678-nucleotide messenger RNA. RefSeq names its product Ctr copper transporter. The record is from RefSeq and is a predicted model, not a curated record. Gene Ontology annotation, cellular component: membrane. The transcript is spliced from 4 exons. Gene Ontology annotation, molecular function: copper ion transmembrane transporter activity. Gene Ontology annotation, biological process: copper ion transmembrane transport. Bases 1 to 678 code for a protein of 225 amino acids. Lineage: Eukaryota; Fungi; Ascomycota; Dothideomycetes; Pleosporales; Didymosphaeriaceae.
AUGGAUCACUCCCACAUGGACCACGGCGGCCACGAAGGCCACAAUAUGCCCGGCAUGGACCACGGUCCGCAGUGCAACAUGAACAUGCUCUUCACAUGGGACACCACCGACCUCUGCAUCGUCUUCAAGUCGUGGCACAUUUCCGGAACCGGCACGCUGAUUCUCAGCUUACUCGCCAUCGUGCUCAUGACGGCGGGCUACGAGGCCGUACGCGAGGCGAGCAGGAGAUACGAUGCGCAUACGAAGCGGGUCAGCGAGGGGAGGAGCAGCGGUGACGAUCUCUCUCGCACGUGUAUGCGGACUACAAGAACUGGCGGAGAUAUGCUGGAGGUAAGCGUGGAUGAAGGCAGGAAGAACAUGUCGAGGGACGAACGGGUGAAGUGGAGCAUCGCUGAGAAGCGCCCCGUAGACGCUGCGCACGCCCCAGACGAAUCCUCUGAAUCGAGCUCAUUGCUGUGGCCAGGACGACAUGGCCGGACCUCCGCUUCUGCCUCGGAACAGCAGACCAAGACUGUCAAGGCGCUGUUCUAUGCGGUCCAGGUCUUCUACUCGUUCUUCAUCAUGCUGCUGUUUAUGACGUACAACGGGUGGGUCAUGCUCUCGGUCGCCGUGGGCGCGUUUGUGGGGUAUUUGCUGUUCAGCGGGGGCCCGUCAGCGAAGACGGCGGCGUGCCAUUAG